Messenger RNA from Culex quinquefasciatus (southern house mosquito), 1497 nucleotides. RefSeq names its product calcyphosin-like protein. The transcript is spliced from 5 exons. NCBI's taxonomy places the organism in Eukaryota, Metazoa, Arthropoda, Insecta, Diptera, Culicidae. Gene Ontology annotation, molecular function: calcium ion binding. The record is from RefSeq and is a predicted model, not a curated record. Bases 420 to 1103 code for a protein of 227 amino acids.
CAACACCAACAGAAUUCAAACGGGGAGGGCCACCAAUUCACGUGGCUCUGAGCUUCAGAGGAGAACUAGUUUCCAUCAUUCGCGAUUUGCGCUUUCGGCGGUUCGGUCUAGUUUUGCGGUGUUUUGCUUUGCGCUUCAAAUCUGGAAGUGUGUUAUUUAGCGGAAAGUUUGUGACAGGAAAUUUUGUGCAACCUGUUGCUCACAGGUGUUGGUGAAAAGUGUGAAAUUUAGCGCAGUGAUAAAGAACAAUUUUCGAGUUCAUUUUUCUCAUCGGUCGCGGAAAAGCAGCGAUUUUUCAACUGUUGGGCGUACCAUUGUGUCGCCUUCCCUAAGGAAUCCAGAUAAGGAGCCACGACCUUCCCUAACAAGGCGACACGUAACCAGAAGGAAUACAGCCGCCAGUGGCGUCAGUGCAAGUCAUGUCUCAUAUUCACUUGGCUCAGUCGGAAAUAUGGAUGGCACAUCGCCCCGUCAGUGCAAUGUCUCGUCAAGAAUCUGAAAUGAUCAACCGCAGCCGCCGGGCUCUAUCCUCGGGCACGCUGACCGACUCGAUCGAGAAGCUGCGCCACAUGUGCCUGGCCAGAGGUGCCUCGGGAAUCCUCGGCCUGGGACGCUGCUUCCGCCGCAUGGACGACGACGGCAACAAGGCCCUGAACCUGGAGGAGUUUACCAAAGGUCUGCUGGACACCGGGCUGGACGUUACCAACGAGGAAGCCUCCGAGAUGUUCAACAAGUUUGACACUGACGGAAGCGGUUCCGUCAACAUGACCGAGUUCCUGAUUGCCAUCCGGCCUAAUAUGUCCGAGUCGAGGAAGCAGAUUGUCGGGGCUGCCUUCGCCAAGCUGGACAAAACCGGAGACGGAGCAAUCACCGUUGAGGAUCUAAAGAACGUCUACUCGGUCAAGAACCAUCCCCUAUACAUCAGCGGAGAGGAAACGGAGGACAACAUCCUGCGAAAGUUUCUGGCCAACUUUGAGGAGAACGGAAACGCCGACGGAACGGUUACCAAGGAGGAAUUCCUCAACUAUUACGCCGGGCUGAGCGCUUCGAUCGACUCGGAUGCCUACUUUGAUCUGAUGGUUCGCCAGGCUUACAAGCUGUAAAGGGGCGCGUUUGACACUGCUAUUACCAUUGCUAUUCUGUGUAUGUUCUAAGUCGUUACAAAUGCAACAAUUAUUUAUUUAUUUUACAUACUUUAGAACUUACAAACUGCUGUUUGGAACAUAGAAUCUAUACGUUUUAACGUGAUAAUCCGCCCAAAAGUUUAAGGCUAACGGUAUGUUCGACGCAACUCUGUCUCCUCUAAUCAAUUAUCUUGUUUCUAAAACCAUCACAAUUCGAAUCUUAAGAAACAUUCUAUUUUGAAAAUAACAACAAUGCAUUUCUGUGCUGGUUUGAUGAAGAAAUAAAAAUGAUUUUAAAACAAGAGGGACUUAAAUCAUAAUCUGCGACAAUGCGAGAGAGAGAGAUAGAAAUAAAGGUAUGUUCAACAGAAAA